AGACUUCCUGGGUAGAUUACACAAACUCUUGACUCACUGAUGGCUGCUACUGCUACAUGCUGUUGCUGUCAUCUAAUGCUGCUUUCACUUACACCCCGACACAUUCACUGAAACUUGAACAUCAGUGUUUCCAUGGAUAAACUUGACUUACCAGAUUGACGGAGAUUUCUGGGGUGACGGUGGCUCCCCCUGCCAACCUCUGGGAGGCACUCCUGUUCAUCAGGUAAAGCGCUACAUCUGCAGCACAGUUAGCCUAUCCUGUCCACACAUGCGGCCUGUCAGUGAGGAUGAAGGGAAUCCUCCAGCGGUGACUCUUCAUGUGAGAUUAGACGGUAAUCCCUCACUCCCAAUGUGCAUGCGCAAACUCAAGUGCGUGCGUCGGCCGAGGGGCGCUUCGGUGUUAAUUCAACCGCAAACUGCCUUCAUUCUCCAGAUCUGCUCUACAGUAUGAGUAUGAUGAAGUAAACCAGCUCCAAAGGAUUUAGUGACGACCUGCUUAUCUGCACAACACGACAACCUGCAAGUGGAUUGAGCCAAAAAAACAGACCUGGGCCGGACGUAUGCCCAUACUAGCUAAUGGACAGGAAGUGUUCACUUGACAUGUCAGUAUCCGUAUCAAGGACAGGAUGUCUAAAUGUGAGCUGAUUGAGCUGAAGGACCUCAGUGUAAAUGAUCCCAUUGAACUGGCUGCUCCGACUGUCCACGUGGCCCCACCGCCUGUGAACCUUGGUCACCCCAGCCCCUUCCACGUUGUCCGUUUGGUGGGGGACAGCGUCAGCAUUGAGGCGUCCGGGUAUCACACUGGUGAAACUGGUGUGGGUCACGAUUUCCAGCCCUACAGUCACACACAUCUGACCUGGUGUGACCUCUGUGGAGAAUUCAUCUGGGGUGUUUAUAAGCAGAGUUUACGCUGUGCCAACUGCAGCUACACUUGUCACUACCGCUGCCGAGCGUUCAUCCAACUAGACUGCAGCGCACAUGAAAGUGUGUUCACAGAGCCUGUAGAUGACUCCAUCGAGACGGAUACAAAUGUGGAUGAAAAGAUUGAGUUGGGAAAACAGGAGUUAAGUGCUGCUGAGAUUCAACAGAGAGUCAAGGAGUACAAUGCUCAGAUCAACAGCAAUCUCUACAUGGUGGAUAAUAGAGACGGGUCCUACACUGGCUUCAUCAAGGUCCACUUUCAGUUACUUCGUCCCAUCUCCCUCCCUCCUCCUCAGAGCCUGACCUCGACGCAGGAGAGCGACCAGCCGGGCAGACGGAUGAGUCGUCGGACAUCUUUCUACCUCCCCAAAGACACUGCAAAACACCUACAUAUAAGCUCUGAAACGAGGGUGCGAGAGGUGAUCGAGGCGCUGCUCAACAAGUUCACUGUGGUGGACAACCCAGCAAAGUUCGCCUUGUUUGAACGCACAGAAAGACAAAGUCAAGUGUACAUGCGUAAACUGUCUGACGAUGAACGUCCUCUUUAUCUGCGCUUGUGUGCUGGACCCAGUGAAACAGUGUUGAGUCUGGUUUUGAAGGAGAAUGAAACUGGAGAAGUAAAUUGGGAUGCAUUUAGCUUUCCUGAGCUCUGCAACUUUCUGCGAAUCUUGCAGCGUGAGGAAGAGGAGCACGUACGGCAGAUUGUGAAGCGCUACGCUCUUGCUAGAGACAGGAUGAAGCAGGCGAUGGCCAGAAUAACUACUCCUGGUUGACACUGAGACAUUCAUCCGAUUCUCACAUUUGAACAUUAAAAGAACCUUUUGCCUUGAAAAAUAUCACAGAUCAGUAGGAAAAUUGUAUAUGUAUAAGGAAAGAGCUUGGACAACGGUCAUGUUUUGAAUAUAGGUUGUUAAUAAAGCAGGGAUGCUGCUGUUACAUUUAAUGUGAACCACCUAAAGAACCAGGUCAAGCUACGUUUGUGCAAGCAGAGCUGCUGUUUUUGAACUGGAUCAGCACAAAACAUAAAGGAUUCUGAUUUCCUUAGAAACCAUGCUGCUUGAUUAGAUUAUUUAUAGUGACAUUAAAGAAGCAUUUUAGGGUUUUCUUGUAAUUUAUCUGGUCAUUUCAUGUGAUAUUUAGGAUCCUCUAUUGGUUGUUUUUUUUCUUCAUUUUUGGCACUUUAAUAAACCUGUGAAAUUGAGCUGGGCAAGUUGAAAUGUGUUAACAUCCAAAUGAUCUAAUAAACAAUGAUAACAAACUGGACAA
Messenger RNA from Acanthochromis polyacanthus (spiny chromis), 2187 nucleotides. It is a transcript of the gene rassf1, whose product is annotated as Ras association domain family member 1. Gene Ontology annotation, cellular component: microtubule cytoskeleton; nucleus. Gene Ontology annotation, biological process: Ras protein signal transduction. The record is from RefSeq and is a predicted model, not a curated record. The coding region runs from base 627 to 1694 and encodes 355 amino acids. NCBI's taxonomy places the organism in Eukaryota, Metazoa, Chordata, Actinopteri, Pomacentridae. The transcript is spliced from 10 exons.